Cucurbitaria berberidis CBS 394.84 is the source of this 1905-nucleotide messenger RNA. RefSeq lists its product as uncharacterized. The annotation marks the transcript as partial. Lineage: Eukaryota; Fungi; Ascomycota; Dothideomycetes; Pleosporales; Cucurbitariaceae. The transcript has a single exon. The record is from RefSeq and is a predicted model, not a curated record.
ACCGUUUCAACCCACAGACGUUGCUUCAUCCGCUCCAGCACCCGUAAGACAUCAAGGCAGAAACACUUUGCUCGCCCUGCCUAUCCCCUCAAACCAUUUCGUCUUCUCCACAACAGCGACAUGAGCGCCAUAACACCACCCUCCUUCGUCGACGACGGCGGCUCAUUCACCAAACGCAUACCCCACAGCCUCGACCCCAGGCAUGUAGCGCACUGGAUUGAUGCCACCGGCUCGGAUACUUCAGGCUACACGGGCAGCUUCAUUGAUGACGGCGCGGACAUGCUUCUCCCUCACAAUGCCGCGCCGGGCUUUGGCCAGAUCGACCCGCGAUUCUACAUGCAGCGUAAGAGGAAAGAAGGCGGUAAAGAAGAGGUGUGGAACGACGACGUGCAAAAAGCAGUCAGUGGAGAUAUUCAGCGUAAUUUGGCCAAGGUGAGGGGUCUGGGGGGUCUGGAGGUGAAGAGGCAUGGGAGGGGUGCACAAGGAGGCGAGAAGAAAAACAAGGAGAAGGAGAAGGACACCGUGAAGAUAGUCAUGCCCCCAACAUGGGGAACUUUUGUGAUCAAAACGGACGACGGGAGAGUCAUCAUUGUCGAUCGCGAGGGGGAAUUCGACUCUGGACCGCAGAAAGCUACGAGUGAGCGACCAGCCAUGUGGGUCAAGGCAGCUUCUAGCAUCGAAAUGCCAUCACCGACUGCAGUGUCGAUGCCUCCGUCUCCGCCCAAACACCGUACUUCUCAUUCUUCUGAGGAGCGCAGGAAACGAACAGACAAAAGGCAUAGCCACGAACACAAGCAUCGGAAAUCGCACCACAAGCACCGCAUCUCACCACGGCUCAAGGCGCUAACACCCAUUCAAGAGUCGGAGUACGAAGAGCAGGGCCAACCUUCUGCCGAAGAGGACGCCCCAUCCCCUACCCUAUUUCUCAUGACUGGUGGCGCGAGCGGGUGGCCUUCUCGGACGGCAACGUCAGUUGCGACACCAGCUGGCUCAGCGCCUGAACGAUAUGACUCUCCGGGUUUAAAUUCGCUGGUCAAGUCUAGAUCGCAUAUACGUGUGCCACCUGGGGGAUGGUUGUCUCCGCCGGAGUCUCUAGUCAAGAGCGUCGCGGCAUCAGAGCAGUCCUGGGUCGGCAAUGGGUUUGAACAGGCGUGGGAAGGAGAUAGAUCGCCACGGUUAGAGAGGAGCGAAACGUCACAUCGAUCCCACACGAGUGAGAAGUCACAUAGAUCACACAAGUCACAGAAGUCACAGAAACAAAACUUGGACAAUGUGUCUACGAGAUCGUAUUCGACAUAUAGGGCUCCUACCGUUGAAGAUGCACCUGAUACCUCGUCGGAGGAAAAGAGGGGAUAUGCGAAGAUGACAUGGGGUGGCAGCGUCAAGAGCAACAGUGUGAAGGAUUGGGGUGGUAGCCUGAAGAGUGGGACAGCUGUAGAUGAGAAGUUUACACAUAGUCCAGCCGCGAGCCAGCUAGAUUGGGGCGGUGAUGAUGGGAGAAGUGAGACGAGCUGGGACGGGUAUGAAAGAGUCAAAACGGUCAGCGAAGCCAGCGUUGCGGGGACGGGAAGUGAACGAAGCUCUCUGGGUAGUCAUGGUAGUCGAACAAGCCACGCACACAGCGAGCGAAGAAGCCAGGCCAGUCGGCAGAGCUGGGGUAGUGAAAAGGCACGCGUCGAUGAUGACGGGUGGGGAGGAAGCCAGAAGAGGAGCGAUGGCGGCUGGGGAAGCAGCAAGCGCGGCAGCGAGAGAAGCUGGAAAGAACGCCAGGCUGUGAGUGAAGCAAAGGGGAGCAAGUAUGCGAAUGGAUACGACGAGGAUAACGAGACAUAUCUCAACGAGAACUGGGGUGGGACGCCGGUGCGUGUGGGCAAGAGGCGGAUGAGGGUUGCUGGUUGGGAGUGA